GUGAGCGUCUGGGCAGCCGCGCGCUGCUGGACACCAGCCGCUGCCAGCUUUCCUGAGCGCGCGGCAUGAACCGCAAGAAGUUGCAGAAGUUGACGGACACCUUAACUAAAAACUGCAAACAUUUUAAUAAAUUUGAAGUGAAAUGUCUUAUAAAUCUUUUUUAUAAAUUGAUGGGAGAUGUAACAAAGCGGCAAGGUGCGGUCACUGGACUGGAUCGCAAUGCCUUUCGAAAUAUCUUGCACGUGACAUUUGGAAUGACAGAUGACAUGAUUAUGGACAGAGUAUUUCGAGGUUUUGAUAAAGACAACGAUGGUAGUAUAAACGUAUCAGAGUGGGUUUAUGGAUUAUCACUGUUUCUUCGAGGAACUUUGGAAGAAAAAAUGAAAUAUUGCUUUGAAGUGUUUGACUUGAAUGGUGAUGGAUUCAUUUCAAAGGAGGAAAUGUUCCAUAUGUUGAAAAACAGCCUUCUCAAACAGCCAUCUGAAGAAGACCCUGAUGAAGGAAUUAAAGAUUUGGUUGAAAUAACACUUAAGAAAAUGGAUCAUGACCAUGAUGGGAAAUUGUCCUUCUCAGACUAUGAACAAGCUGUGAGAGAAGAGACUCUUCUGCUGGAAGCUUUUGGACCAUGCUUACCUGAUCCAAAGAGCCAGAUGGAAUUUGAAGCCCAUGUAUUCAAAGAGCCAAAUGAAUUCAAUGACAUAUGAAUACCACAAUGUUUGUGUUGCCUCAAAUAACCCCCUGAGGCUUGGAGUAAUUGAGAACUCCAGGAUCCUGAAGAAUCUUCAAAUUGCCCCUUUAAGACUGCCUGGUGGUGCUAUGUAAUACCUAUGUUUGUGAGUGAGGCCAUUGACGACUCUGUCCAGGACUCUCUUUUCAUCUGAAACACCUUGGGAUUUUGGAAUUUUCUUUCCUUAGCUGAAGUUUCCAGUUUGGAAGUAAAGCGUCCAUGUUUGGUACCAAUGUCAAUCUUAACCUCAGGUUGGAACCUGUCCUUGCCAAGAGGGAAUAGUAAGUAAUGAGGCUUCAGACUCUAUGACUCCAAGGUCAGCAUGGGGGCAAAAGUGAGACCUGUGUCAGUGAACCACAGAAGCUGAGAUCACUGCUGGUUUAUGAAGAGAAUAGCAGAAGUCCUUCUGGAGGGAGGGAAAAGAGCUGAAUUCCUCAAAUGGACAAGGACAAAGAAUGAUUUGGGUUUUUUUUUUUUUUUUUUGAGCCAUCUUGGGUGGUAUCAGAGAAAGACUUCUAUCUGGACAAGAAAAAGAUGCCCAUGAGGAGAAACCAUGUUAUCAAGCAGCAAAUACAAGAAAUGAUUAUAGAGCGCUUAUUAGGUGGCAGUACUUAGCCCAAGGAUAUACCACUAGGAGACUUGUACCUUGGAUUUGCAGCACAGGCCCCCAAGCUGCCCAUAGCUCUCACCUGGCCUGCUUCUGACUGUCAUGAGCUCUCACCUUGCCUUGCACAGACCACAUGCACUUUGAAAGCCUAACGUAAAUAAAAACAAUUUCGAGAUCAUAGUAUUUAUCACCCAAACUGGGGUAAUAUUGAGAGAGAAAGGAGAUGCUAAUAAUUACAUCAGGACAGCAUAAUUUGGGGUUGUCCCAGACAAAGCAGAAUGUAUGGUCACCCUAUUUAUAGUCUAUAAAAUACUCCAAAA
Messenger RNA from Artibeus jamaicensis (Jamaican fruit-eating bat), 1654 nucleotides. It is a transcript of the gene CLXN, whose product is annotated as calaxin. The transcript has 7 exons. The record is from RefSeq and is a predicted model, not a curated record. Lineage: Eukaryota; Metazoa; Chordata; Mammalia; Chiroptera; Phyllostomidae. The coding region runs from base 66 to 704 and encodes 212 amino acids. Gene Ontology annotation, molecular function: calcium ion binding.